This is a messenger RNA of Cervus elaphus (red deer), 225 nucleotides long. RefSeq names its product mitochondrial import receptor subunit TOM6 homolog. Lineage: Eukaryota; Metazoa; Chordata; Mammalia; Artiodactyla; Cervidae. The transcript has a single exon. Bases 1 to 225 code for a protein of 74 amino acids. Gene Ontology annotation, cellular component: mitochondrion; mitochondrial outer membrane translocase complex. The record is from RefSeq and is a predicted model, not a curated record.
AUGGCUUUCAGUGGGGCCGGUGUGACCGCUGUGGGCUCAGAAAAUGAAGCUCCCCAAAUUCCAGACAAUGUGGGAGACUGGCUCGAGGGUGUCUACCGCUUUGGCACCGACAGGAAUGACUUCCAGAGGAACUUGAUUCUCAAUGUGGGACUCUUUGCUGCAAGAGUGUGGCUGGUCAGAAAUUUGAAUGACAUUGACCUAAUGGUACCUCAGCCUGAGGUCUAG